AUGAUGAAAAAGUUUAAUGUCUCCGGAAGAGCAGACGUUGUCAUCGGAGGAGGACACGGUGUCUUCGGAGGAGGCGACGCUGUCUUCGGAGGAGGAGACGCUGUGUUCGGAAGUGUAGAUACUGUCUUCGGAGGAGGAGACCGUGUCUUGAGAGGACUAGAUGGUGUCCUGAGGAGAGAAAACGGUUUCUUCGGAGGAGGAGAUGCUGUUUUCGGUGGAGGAGACGGUGUAUUUGGAGGAGGCGACGCUGUCAUCGGAGGAGGAGAUGGUGUCAUCGGAGGAAGAGAUGGUGUUUUGGGAGGGGGAGACGAUGUCGUGGGAGGAUUAAAUGGUGUCCCGGGAGGAGGAGACGGUGUCUUGGGAGGAAGAGACGGUGUCUUCGGAGGAGGUAACGCUGUCAUCGGAGGAGGAGACGGUGUCUUCGGAGAUGGAGACGUUGUCUUCGGAUGUGCAGAUGCUGUCUUCGGAGAAGGAGACGGUGUCUUCGGAGGAGGAGACGGUGUCUUGGGAGGAUUAGAUGGUGUCAUGGGGAGAGAAGACGGUUUCUUCGGAGGAGGAGAUAUUGUUUUCGGUGGAGGAGAUGGUGUAUUUGGAGGAGGCGAAGCUGUCAUCGGAGGAGGAGAUGGCGUCAUCGGAAGAGGAGACGCUGUCUUCGGAGGAGGAGACGGUGUCUUCGGAAAA
Anisakis simplex (herring worm) is the source of this 681-nucleotide messenger RNA. NCBI's taxonomy places the organism in Eukaryota, Metazoa, Nematoda, Chromadorea, Rhabditida, Anisakidae. The record is from the annotation of a GenBank genome assembly.